Messenger RNA from Cuscuta campestris, 1025 nucleotides. NCBI's taxonomy places the organism in Eukaryota, Viridiplantae, Streptophyta, Magnoliopsida, Solanales, Convolvulaceae. The record is from the annotation of a GenBank genome assembly.
GUAACAGAAAUCGAAUUCAGAUCUUACUCUCUCAUUCUUUUCUUACUAAAAAACAAAAAAGAAAAAAGGUUCCGUUUUCUCUCUCUCUGACCGCCUUGAAUCAGCCGAACCGAGCCAUUGCAGAGGCGGAGACAGUUGAUCCGCCGCCGAAAUAUGAGUAUGAGGGCGGAGUUUGUAGUGUUUGGGUGGUUGCUCCUGCUGGUCUAUGCAGCCCGUGCUCAGAUUUCGAUUCCGGCGAAGCAAAUUGGGUUCUGGUUCGAGAAUAGAACCGCCGGGACUGAAUCCGUUUUGAUCGAGGGGUUCAUGGACCCGGUCUGCCCCGACAGCCGAGAUUCGUGGCCUCCCCUCCGACAAGCCCUCCAUCACUACGGUUCUCGCAUCUCUCUCGCCGUCUACCCCUUCCCUUUGCCUUACCAUGAUAACUCGUUUCUUUGCUCCCGAGCUUUGCAUAUUGUCAAUAAGUUAAACGCUUCUGCAACAUACAAGCUGUUGGAGUAUUUCUUUGAUUCCCAGGAGGAGCUUUACAACAAAGCAACCUUCAACUUGUCUAGAGAAGCUGUUGUUGCUCAAGUCUCUAGGAUUGCAGCUCAGGCUGUUGGGCUUUCAUCAUAUGAUGAAAUUGAAUCUGGGUUUAGCGACCCCACAUCUGAUCGGGCGACAAGAUUUUCCUUCAAGUAUGGUUGCCUCAAGGGGGUUUAUGGUACACCUUUUUUCUUUGUGAACGGCUUUCCAUUGCCGGAUGCUGGCUCGGCUUUAACGUUUGAAGAUUGGGAACGCAUCAUCGAUCCACUGGUGAGCGAACCUAAGACAAUGGGGCAACCUGCACAUUACUUAUUGUGAAUUCUUAAUAUUCUCAAUCAAUGUGCAUAUCUAUCCUUUCUUGUGUCAUUUUUCUUUCCAUGAAUCUUCCCUAGUCGUGUGUUUUGUUUUGUAAUGAAGUUGAACCAAGCGGUAAAAGAAUCUUAAAACAAUUUCAACUGCUGUUAAAUAAAUGUUUGGUAAACCAAAAAAAACCAAGUUUCCCC